AUGGGCUUCUUCACCUCCCCAACGUCGUUUCGAUUGAAUUCUGUUGCUGCGGGCCACAACGUCUCCUCCGUCGCCGAAAAUGCCUUUCAGACAUUCGCCUUCCUCUCGACGCGCGGUAAUACACAUGAAUCACACCCGCCCAUUGGGAACCUUAUCCUUCUGGUCUUCGAGGCCGUUCUAGAGGUGGUAUGCGUGAGCUUGCCAGGUUACAUUGUGGCAAGACAGGGCAUGUUCGAUGCCGAAAACCAGAAGUUUGUUGCGAAUCUCAAUGUGGCAUUAUUUACGCCAUGUCUAAUUUUCACCAAGUUGGCGUCUCAACUGACGGCCGAUACUCUGGCCGACCUAGCCAUCAUCCCAUUGAUCUUUGCCGUCCAGACCCUCGUUUCUUACUUGGUCUCUCUGGCGGUAUCCAAAGCAUUCGGUUUCCAGAAAAGACCCGCAAACUUCGUCACUGCCAUGGGAGUCUUCGGAAACUCAAAUUCCCUUCCAAUCUCCCUCGUCAUCUCGCUCGCGGCAACGCUGAAAGGUUUACAUUGGGAUCAAAUUCCGGGAGAUAACGACGAUGAGGUAGCGGCAAGAGGAAUUCUAUAUCUUCUAAUAUUCCAACAACUGGGUCAACUGGUGAGAUGGAGUUGGGGAUAUCAUGUCUUGCUAGCACCGGCCGAGAAAUAUGAGACGGCAAGCGACAUUUCGGACAUGGAGGGAGGGUAUAGAGAUGAUCCAACCGAUGAACUGAUUCCUGGGUUGGAUGGCGGCCACGACGAUCACGAAGACGGCAUGUUGCACCCUUCUAGCUCAUCUGUUUCUUUCGAAUCGGGAGGCAGGACUCCAAUUUACAAUGCCCAGUACGCAGGAUCAAUCAAUAUGGAGAACGAGGACAAUCACACCAGGAAGAUGCCUGACCUUCUUGCAACUCCAGCCAACGGAAACCAGUUUCCAAACGAUCGCUCAAAUGGCAAUAUGACUUCUUUCCCGGCUAUUCGCAUUCCGUCACAGGAGGAGGAAAAUAUACCAGAAGGUUGGAGAGGUAUCAUCCCAUGGAUCAGCUUACGCACCAAGCAAGCGCUGGUAAAAGUUGCGUUUGUUGUGUCUUGGCCAUUCAAGAAAUUAUUCCACGCACUUCCAACGGCAGUUCAAAAUCGAUCAGCGAAGAUCUAUAAUGGCUUCUGGGAGUUUAUGAACCCACCUUUGUGGGCUAUGUUGGUAGCAAUCAUCGUUGCUUCUGUCCCAUCACUUCAACGACUAUUCUUUGAAGAAGGCUCAUUCGUGGCCAAUUCCGUCACUCGUGCAAUUUCACAGUCAGGUGGCGUGGCCGUUCCUCUCAUUCUAGUCGUCCUUGGGGCGAAUCUAGCUCGAAACACUCUUCCUCAGAGCGCGAUUGACGAAAACUCCGAGGAAAACAAAAUCGGUACAAAACUACUCAUCGCCUCGCUCAUCUCCCGCAUGCUUCUGCCAACCCUCAUCAUGGCACCAGUACUCGCAAUCACCGCUAAAUUCGUCCCCAUCAGCAUUCUUGAUGACCCCAUUUUCAUCAUUGUUUGCUUCUUGUUGACGGGUGCACCAAGUGCUUUGCAACUAGCUCAGAUCUGCCAAAUCAAUGGUGUUUACGAGGGCGUCAUGAGUAAAUUGCUGUUCCAGAGUUACGUCAUCUGGAUUCUCCCAUCCACCCUCAUCCUAGUGAUGUGUGCGCUCGAAGUCGUUGAGUGGGCUGCUGCUUCAUAA
Molecule: messenger RNA, 1722 nt
Organism: Glarea lozoyensis ATCC 20868
Lineage: Eukaryota; Fungi; Ascomycota; Leotiomycetes; Helotiales; Helotiaceae
Exons: 4
Coding region: 1-1722 (573 amino acids)
Biological process (GO): transmembrane transport
Cellular component (GO): endoplasmic reticulum; membrane
Source: RefSeq, a predicted model, not a curated record